Bursaphelenchus xylophilus (pine wood nematode) is the source of this 549-nucleotide messenger RNA. Lineage: Eukaryota; Metazoa; Nematoda; Chromadorea; Rhabditida; Aphelenchoididae. The record is from the annotation of a GenBank genome assembly.
AUGGCUCGUACCAAGCAAACUGCCCGUAAAUCAGCUGGAGGAAAAGCUCCCCGAAAACAAUUGGCCACCAAGGCUGCUCGCAAAUCUGCACCAGCUGCCGGAGGUGUCAAGAAACCCCACCGUUAUCGUCCAGGUAAGUAUUCCAUUGUAUUUGAUAAUUAUGAGAAUUGAUUUUCAUGAAAAGAGCUGUAUAUUGCACUGUAUAAAUCCUAAUUUUGAUAUUUUAGGUACCGUCGCUCUUCGUGAGAUUCGUCGUUACCAGAAGUCCACCGAGCUCCUCAUCCGAAAGUUGCCUUUCCAACGUCUGGUUCGUGAGAUUGCCCAGGAUUUCAAGACUGAUCUCCGUAAGUUCAAGCUGUGCAAUAUUGAUUUUUAUCUUGUUGUUUAGGUUUCCAGUCCGCUGCCAUUGGAGCCCUUCAGGAGGCUUCUGAGGCCUACCUUGUCGGUCUGUUCGAAGACACCAACUUGUGUGCCAUCCACGCAAAGAGAGUCACCAUCAUGCCCAAGGACAUCCAGCUGGCCAGAAGAAUCCGUGGAGAGCGCGCAUAA